GAACUCUGUUCGUACAGUUCAUUUGCUCACUCACACUGCAAUAAAAGGCCGUGGCUCACCUCAUUCUACUCACACGACCUCCAGCUUCACAAUGCCGGCUGAUUUCAAUGGAACGUGGGAGAUGGUCAGCAAUGACAACUUUGAGGAUGUCAUGAAGGCUCUGGACAUUGACUUUGCCACCCGUAAGAUCGCAGUGCAUCUCAAGCAGACUAAGGUCAUUGUGCAGAACGGAGACAAAUUUGAGACCAAAACCCUCAGCACCUUCAGAAACUAUGAGGUCGACUUCACCAUCGGCGAGGAGUUUGAGGAGCACACAAAAGCCCUGGAUAACAGAGUUGUUAAGCCCUGUAAUGGGGCGAACGAGAUGUGA
Molecule: messenger RNA, 370 nt
Organism: Sinocyclocheilus grahami
Lineage: Eukaryota; Metazoa; Chordata; Actinopteri; Cypriniformes; Cyprinidae
Product: retinol-binding protein 2-like
Exons: 3
Coding region: 92-370 (92 amino acids)
Molecular function (GO): lipid binding
Source: RefSeq, a predicted model, not a curated record